Messenger RNA from Emericellopsis atlantica, 1689 nucleotides. Its product is annotated as amino acid permease/ SLC12A domain-containing protein. Gene Ontology annotation, molecular function: amino acid transmembrane transporter activity. The transcript has 5 exons. The coding region runs from base 1 to 1689 and encodes 562 amino acids. The record is from RefSeq and is a predicted model, not a curated record. Gene Ontology annotation, biological process: amino acid transmembrane transport. NCBI's taxonomy places the organism in Eukaryota, Fungi, Ascomycota, Sordariomycetes, Hypocreales, Bionectriaceae. Gene Ontology annotation, cellular component: membrane.
AUGGCGACACCGCUACACGCCCAUCCGACGCCCACGUAUGGCUCGGACAAGGAGAAGACGCCUGGCGUGGCGGAUCUGCCCCCACGCCUCUCCCUCUCUGGCUCUGGCGACGGCCUCCCGAGCGUCUCCAAGCGUGAUGGCACACACCGUAUGCUCAAGGCGCGGCAUAUCCAGCUCAUCGGUAUCGGCGGCACCAUUGGCACCGCACUAUUUGUUCAAAUCGGCCAAGGUCUCCUUAACGGUGGACCAGGCUCGCUGCUGAUCGCUUUCUCCUUCUGGUGCUCCUUUGUGCUCGCCGUGACCAUGUGCAUGGCUGAAAUGGUGACGUACCUGCCAAUCUCCUCGCCGUUUAUCCGCUUCGCCGGCCGCUACGUCGACGAGGCGUUCGGCUUCGCGGCGGGCUGGAACUUUUUCAUCUUCGAGGCCGCCCUCGUGCCCUUUGAGAUUGUGGCCUGCAACCUCAUCCUGCAGUACUGGACCGACGCCAUCCCCGUCGCCGCCGUCAUCGUCAUCGUCUCCGUUCUCUACCUGCUCAUCAACGUGCUGGCCGUCAAGUACUACGGCGAGACCGAGUUCUGGGCCGCCAUUGGCAAGGUCCUGCUCAUCAUCGCCCUCAUCCUCUUCACCUUUGUCGUCAUGCUCGGCGGCAAUCCAAAGGGCGACCGCUUCGGCUUCCGCUACUGGUACUCGCCCGGUGCCUUUGCGGAACUCUACUACACGGGCGCCCUGGGGAAGUGGCUGGGCUUCCUGCAGUGUCUCAUCCAAGCCUCCUUCACCAUUGCCGGGCCCGACUACGUCUCCAUGGCUGCUGGUGAAGCCGAGAACCCCCGCCAGGUCCUCCCGCGCGCUUACAACGCUGUCUUCUACCGCCUCACCAUCUUCUUCGUCCUCGGUGCGCUCUGCGUCGGCAUCCUCGUGCCGCACGACUCGGAGGAACUCGAGGGCGCGCUGGGCGAGGGCAAGCCAGGCGCCGCCGCCUCGCCCUACGUCGUGGCCAUGCGUCGUCUGGGCAUCGGCGUCUUCCCCCACAUUGUCAACGCCCUCAUCCUGACAUCGGCCUUUUCGGCCGGCAACUCGUACGUCUACUGCGCCUCGCGCUCGCUGUACGGUCUGGCGCUCGAGGGCAAGGCGCCGCGCUUCCUGACCAUCUGCACACGCCAGGGUCUGCCCAUCUACUGCGUCCUCUUUGUGCUCGGCAUCGGGCUGCUGUCCUUUUUGCAGCUCUCCGAGAGCUCGGCCGUCGUCCUCAACUGGCUGGUGUCCCUGGUCACGGCCUCGCAGCUGAUCAAUUUCGCCGUGACGUGCGUGGCCUACAUGUGCUUCCACCGGGCGCUCAAGGCGCAGGGGGUCAGUCGCGACACGCUGCCCUACAAGGCGUGGUUUAUGCCGUAUGCGGCUUGGUACGGCUUCAUUGGAACGUUUACAAUGAUCUUUGUGGGAGGCUACACGGUUUUCCUGCCGCUGGAGGGCAUGUGGAGCGUUCCCGACUUUUUGUUCUCGUACACGAGCGUGUUCGCCUUUCCCAUCUUCUACCUCGGCUGGAAGUUUUAUCACAAGACGAAGCUGUUCAAGCCGCACGAGGUGGAUCUCGUGAGGGAUCUGGAUGCCAUCGCGGAGUAUGAGCAGAACUUUGUGCCGGAACCUGCCGCAAACCCUGCGACCCGCAUCUUGGACAAGGUCUUUGGUUAA